AUGAAGGUUCCAAAAAAGGAGCGUGACUUGGCUGGAACCGCGGCUUUUGAGGUUGCUCUUCAGUACAUCAUGGUACGACAGGAUCGGUCCUAUCACUUUGUUCAAUUAUUGACGGCAAUUUGCUCACUGAUCUUUACUCUGGAGGCCUGUUUUAUAUUUGUUUUUAGCUUUUUAUUGCCAGUUUUAGCGGUCAAGCCAGAGAGGUGUUUCCCUUAUCUCCAAGAGUACGCAUCUCUCCCCGUGGCGUUUUUUUCCGGAGUGUGUUUAAUCCUACUGCGUGCUGGUAAUCAGCGCUAUGCCAUCGAACCAGGAGAGCAGCUUAUGCGGCGACUCAACAACACCGUUAUAGAGCCUUGUUUGGGCAUGCACUUUGACUGCGCGACGGGUAAACUGCGAUCGGAUGAAUUGUGGGCUGCCAAUGUUGAUCCAUUAGUUCCUGCAGAUGAUGCAAGCCAGGCUUGA
Messenger RNA from Trypanosoma grayi, 462 nucleotides. RefSeq lists its product as hypothetical. The transcript has a single exon. Lineage: Eukaryota; Euglenozoa; Kinetoplastea; Trypanosomatida; Trypanosomatidae. The coding region runs from base 1 to 462 and encodes 153 amino acids. The record is from RefSeq and is a predicted model, not a curated record.